AUGGAAAAGAGUAUCAAGAUCAAGGGUGGAUCCUUCAAGACCAUGGGGCUGGACUACCGGCUUCUUCGAAACAUUUCUUAUGAAAACCCAACGCCGAUCCAAAGAAAGACGAUUCCAUUAGUCCUUGAGAGAAGAAGUUUGGUGGGUGUUGGGAGAACUGGGAGUGGAAAGACAUUGUGUUAUCUGAUUCCUGCUGUGCAGCGGGCUGUUGAGGGGGAAAGAACGUUAGUAAUGGUCCCUACGAAGGAGCUUGCCACGCAGGUUCGGAGGGUACUAAAGAAGCUGUCUAGAGGGAUGGAGGAUGUGUGGAAAUUGAUUGAGAUAAACACUCCAGGAAAUAUCCAAAGCACGAGUGUUGAUCUUCUAGUGGUAGAUGAAAUAGAUAGGAUUCUUGAAGAGCCUAGCCUUAGGGCUGUGUUUGACAAGAUAAGUGAGGAGCUGGCAUGCCAGAAGAUAUUCUUUAGCGCAACGCUUCCGGACCAUCCGUUGAACAUGAAAGUGGUUGAGAUCGAAGCGAAGAUUAAUGAAACGGUCAAGCACUUCUUCUUUUAUAUCCCAAGCGAGAGCAAGGAGGCAGCUCUGCUCCGAAUAUUGGACAAGACAAAAAAGACGAUUGUGUUUGUUGCAACGAAAUAUGCUGUUGAACUUCUUCUAGAGAUUCUUAACAAAAACAAUUUUGAGUCGUGUGGGAUUUACUCUUCAAUGGAUGACGAAGCAAGGAGAGCCAACUUCAGAGACUUCAACACCUCGAGUGCCGGGAUUCUUGUUGUGACCGAUGUUGCAGCACGGGGGCUAGAUAUUCCAUGCCUCGACACUGUUGUGAACUAUGAUCUGUGCGAUGAAAGAACGUUCUUGCACAGAGUUGGACGUGUUCGAGGAAUGGGUGUUCAGUACAGCUUCGUUACUUACACAGAUGUUUUCCAUUUUUUUAAUAUUCAAGAGACAUACCUCCCGAACGUGGAGAUAGGGACAAUUCCUCAGGAAUACCUGGAUGUCUAUAACCUUGAUGAAUUUGAACAUCUAAGAUCGGUUGCAAGCAGAGGACACCAAAAAUGCCUUGAGUUCAGAAGAAAAGUCAGUGUUCCUGGAGAGUAUAAAGACAAGAUAAAGAUGUUCAAGACACACUCUAUGUUUGAGCAUAGAGAGACGCUUCUUGAUAAGUUGAAGGAGAUGAAUAGUAAGAAGGCCCUGUGCGAAAGAGAAAAGGAGAGGCCGGAGAACAAAGAGUACAGAGAUCAGGAGUUCAUACCCUAUGCUCGUAAAGACUCUAGAAUCCAUUCAUCUGCAUUUGGUGUGGCAAAGGACGAUUAUAUUAGGGAAAGAAAGGAAAAGUUUUCCUUUUCUAUGAUGAAGAGAAAAACAAUGAGGAAAAAGACAAUACAAACAAAUAAAAAAUAA
This is a messenger RNA of Encephalitozoon hellem ATCC 50504, 1398 nucleotides long. Its product is annotated as ATP-dependent RNA helicase. Gene Ontology annotation, cellular component: nucleolus. Gene Ontology annotation, molecular function: nucleic acid binding; ATP binding. The transcript has a single exon. The record is from RefSeq and is a predicted model, not a curated record. The coding region runs from base 1 to 1398 and encodes 465 amino acids. NCBI's taxonomy places the organism in Eukaryota, Fungi, Microsporidia, Unikaryonidae. Gene Ontology annotation, biological process: rRNA processing.